AUGGACGACCCGCAAGUGAUCCUCGGCGUCUCCAGGAGCCAAGUGUGCGCCAGAAUGGAGCACAACGGCAUGGAUCGCGAUAUGGUGGAGUACGGCUACAACCUGAUGCUCUACUGCGUGUACGCCUACAUCCCGGACCCGCCCGUCUCCCCCGCCGCCACCCUCUCGCUAUCCGGCGUCCCCGACGGCGUCGACCGCAUCAGCCGCCUCCCCGAUGCGGUCCUCCGCGACAUCGUCUCCCGCCUCCCCGCCAAGGACGCCGCGCGCACCGCCGCCCUCGCCUCGCGCUGGCGCUCCAUCUGGCGCUCGGCGCCCCUCUCUCUUGUCGACAGCCAUCUGCUCCCGGACGGCGGCGCGUCCGGGCCGUUCAUCAUCGGCGCUCCCUCUCCCCGCGCCAUCACUGCCGCGGUCUCCAGCGCCCUCGCGGCGCACCCGGGGCCUUUCCGCUGCGUCCACCUCACCCGUGGCACCAUGGACGAGCACCGAGGCGAGAUGGCGCGCUGGAUCGACAUCCUCGUCGCAAAGGGGGUCCAAGAGCUCGUAUUUGUGUCAACCGCCCUUGGCCGAUUGACCUGCGCCUCCCCGCCACUCUUCAGCUGCGCCUCCCUCACCCGCCUCUGUCUUGGCGUCUUUAGGCUCCCGGACACCGCCGCCGUGCCGCGCGGCGCCAGAUUCCCCAACCUCCGGGAGCUCAUCCUCUGCUUGAAUACCAUGGAAGAGCGUGAUCUCGCCUUCUUGCUUGAGAGAAGCCCCGUCCUGGAGUUCCUCUUCAUCAUGGGAAACCAGGCCGGCGGAGUGCGCCUCCGCCUUGUCAGCCACAGCCUGCGGUGCGUUCAGCUCGGCUUCUCCUUCUCAGCUUGCAAUACUAGUGGGCAGUGGCUAUGUUUAUGCAUGUCCCGCCGCAUAUCUGAAGAGUCCACUGGCAAGGUCAAUCUCAGGUUCUGGCAGGAAGGCGGUCCCAUCAAAUGCGUCAUGGAGAGCACGAAGAAGGUGUUCUUUUACGAGUUCAGAGGGACGAGAAGCGAGGUUACUUUCCUCAAGUUUGUCGCGGAGAGAGCUCGGGUGCUGGAGCAGAUGGUGGUUGUGGUGACCAGGGAAUGUUUCUCCUCGGGGGAUGAUAACGUGAGCGCCAAGCUCAAGCCUCUGACCACUUGCAACUAG
Messenger RNA from Aegilops tauschii subsp. strangulata, 1161 nucleotides. Lineage: Eukaryota; Viridiplantae; Streptophyta; Magnoliopsida; Poales; Poaceae. The record is from RefSeq and is a predicted model, not a curated record.